This is a messenger RNA of Juglans microcarpa x Juglans regia, 2202 nucleotides long. Its product is annotated as beta-1,6-galactosyltransferase GALT29A-like. Gene Ontology annotation, molecular function: sialyltransferase activity. The record is from RefSeq and is a predicted model, not a curated record. NCBI's taxonomy places the organism in Eukaryota, Viridiplantae, Streptophyta, Magnoliopsida, Fagales, Juglandaceae.
UAUGCAUCUUGGACUUGGAGCACGCUUUUUCAGUCAUGAAUCAUGAUGGGAAUGCCAAAGCCAAUACACAGACUUGAUUCCUGCUCUCAAAAUCUUGAAUACAUUGAAAAAUUUGCAUCAUCGUGCUGGGAUCUGAUGUGGGUCCUCUCUCAAAUCAACCCACCCAUGACCCAUCCUCAAGUCCCACCCUCACCACACCACACCACACCACACCCCACCUCACCUUCCUCUUUGAUGUGGGCAUGUUAUCAUCUGCUUAAAGGUGCGCUUCUGGUUGUCAGUAAGGUGUGGGGUUUUGCUCAUAUAUAUAUAUAUAUAUAUAUAUAUAUAUAUAUUGAUUUGUCAUCCUUAAUCUAUCCAGAGACCCCAGCUUACCUUCCCAAUCCCACUUUCUCUCUAGUCCUUCAUAUAUUUCUGUGUUUUUGUUUCUCCAAACUUUGUCCAAAUCCCCCCCAGUUGCCCUCUAAACUACCCCCCUCGCUUUGAGCUACUCUUCAAAACUUGCUUUCAGCUCAAUCACUCCCAAAGAAAAGAAACGAAACUUAUGAAUUUUCUAUGGUUUUCUUUCUCACCACAAAAAACCUGAUCUUUAAUAUUCCUUGUUUCUGUUCAAUCAGUGAUAGAACAACGAUGGAAUUCCCAUUUCCCAACCAAAUCCCACAUUCAAAUUCGAUUCUUAUUUUCAUGUGAUUACUGCUUUCAGACUCUCACUGCUACUUGAGUUAUUCCGUUUUCUUUUGCAUUUCAUGAUCCAGAUUUGCCCCCUUCUCUCUCUCUUCCGGUGCUCGAAAAUCCUUGAAAGCGAAGAUGAAUCUGAAUCCGCUACCUUCAACUUCCCCACAACCCACUACUUGUGGCCGUCUCUAGCGCAACCUGUCAACCAGUUCGGCGUCAUUGCCCCAAUGAAACGGUCGGUCCGCCCUCUUUUCAGCAUUCUUCUGCUCUUCGUCUUGGCUGCCACCGUCAGCUUCCGCUCAAUGACCCGCCACAGUGUGGGCUUGGGCGUUAUCGAGCUUGACCUGAUCAAUAUGUUCGGGCAGACGGCGCCGCCAGCGCCGGUCUUUAACUCCACGCUGCUCCAAUAUGCCGCGAUGGACAUGGGUGAAGCACGAGCGAAGCAAGAGAUUGAGCGCUUGUUGGAUGGAAACUUUAGCGACCGGGUAAGGUACAGGACCUUCUUCGCUCCGCGAAGGUUCAAUCACCACGAUGUCAGAGCGAGGUCCUGGGAUGGGCUGCCGUUGACAAUGCGGCCGUCACAGUUACAUCGUUAUAUGUUGGAUUUCGGACGAGUAUUGGAAGAAUGGGCUCGAAAGAAAGCGUUCUUCCAGCCGGAAAUCAUAUCGGAGCUGACGAGACAAAUGAAACAUCCGAUUGACAAGCACAUUGGCUUGGUGGGUUCCGACCGGCGGUACGCGUCGUGUGCGGUUGUGGGAAACAGUGGGAUUUUGUUGAAAAGUGAUUACGGCGAUCUGAUUGAUAGCCACGAGGUUGUGAUAAGGUUGAAUAACGCCAGAAUCAUGGGUUUUGAGCGCGAUGUGGGCUCAAAAACCAAUAUUUCGUUUGUAAAUAGUAACAUUUUGCAUUUUUGUGUGAGGAGACAAGGGUGCUUCUGCCAUCCAUAUGGGCUAAAAGUACCGAUAGUCAUGUACAUUUGUCAACCGGCGCAUAUCUGGGACUACACCAUCUGCAAUUCCUCCCAUAAGGCUCCUUUGCUCAUCACCGAUCCGCGCUUUGACGCUCUGUGCGGAAGAAUUGUAAAGUAUUACUCGUUGAAAAGGUUUGCAGAGGAGACGGGGAAGCCAUUGAAGGAAUGGGGAGCUGUUCAUGAUGGUCCUAAUUUUCAUUACUCUUCAGGUAUGCAGGCUGUGAUGUUGGCUUUGGGAAUUUGUGAUAAAGUUGGCAUUUUUGGGUUUGGGAAAUCGGCUUCUGCUAAGCAUCACUAUCAUACCAAUCAGAAGAUUGAGCUUGCAUUGCACGACUAUGAGGCAGAGUAUGCCUUCUAUCGAGAUGUGAUUGAGAAGCCUUGGGAAAUUCCCUUCAUUUCCGGCAAAUUCAAGAUUCCUCCUUCGGUAAUAUACCAUUGAUCUUUUUUUUCGCCUGCUCAAGAAGUUUUGAGGGACAGAAUUGUUGAGAAUUUCUGUUUCAUAUUCUGGAAAAAAAUGUAAAAUGGAAAAUGCAAGUAUGAUUCAAGAUUUAGGUCCA